CAGUGCACGGAACCGUCAUCGAGCCACACGCCCGAUGUGACCAGCGCACCAAGAUGUUGUUGAGCCGGAACCGUGCCAGUGUCGCCGUCCCGCAACGCGUGCAAGUCCCCGGAAGUGAAAACGACGGUGCACAAUGUUAGCCAUAGACUGUCUGGUCGGUGGCCUGCUGCUCAGCUCGAUCGGUGUGAACAUACUGGCGCUGGGCGCGUUCUGGGUGACGCCAAGUCUGCGCACCACCGCCAACCGGUUCGUGAUCAACCUGCUGAUAGUGAAUCUCGUCUGCUGCAUCAUCCUCGGGCCGUCGCUGCUGCUGAAUGCGUUCACCUCGAAGGCCACCAGCGUCGGCGGUUCGCCGGCGAUCCCGACCUCGACCGCACGAUGGGCGGAAGGUCAGGAGACUGCGGCGCCAACGGCCGUGUACUACGUCGAUGCCGUGUCCGACGGCACGACGGUGUUGUUCCAGCGCGCCGGUACCCCGGAGGACCCGGUUCCAUCGUCCACGGUCACGGUCGCGGUGAACCGGACUCGGGCCGCGGUGCGGUGUAUCAAGAACGGCACCAUGGAGGGUGCGGGAGGAAGUAAUUGUGAUAGUGAGCGACCGGUGGGAGCUUCGGGCGAGGGUGACAGCGAAGAGACGCCCUUCAUCCAAACGAGCCCCGUCGGCGGCGGCCAUGGGGACGCACUCCAUGCCGAGCUCACGCUGACCAAGAUCCGCUGCUGGGGCCUCGACCUGGUGGUGGCUCUGGGCGCGCUCUCGGUGCUGCUGGUCGUCGGCGAUACCUGGUGCGCCAUCACCGACCCGCUCCGGUACCACUCGCGGAUCUCCGAGCUGAAGGCGUGGGGCUUCAUCAUCGCCACCUGGGUGCUGGGGAUCGCGUUCGGCAUCGCGUCCGGGUUCCGGGGCGACCAGAAGAACGUGACGCUGUUCAAGAACCGGCUGACGGCGGAGGAGGUGGCCGCCAUCGAAUCUAGUCAUUGGGCGCACAACCAGAGCGGUGGCGCGUCGGCGGCCAUCGGCGAGGGUUUCAUCCACCAUCUAAACAUCUCGGAGGAUCUGUACAACACGAUCUUCUCGUACGCGUACUUUGUGAUCGUGAUACUGGUCCCGUUUGCGCUCGUCUGUGCCAUGUACUGGCGCAUCUUUUCGGAGGCGCGUGAGAGCGGCCAGCGGAUGCGCCAGAACGGAUCGUCUCCGCUGUUGCAGAGUGCUCUGAAUCUCGCCUCGGCUCAGAAGCACGCGGCCAUCGAGCAGCAGGAGCAGCAGCAGCAAAAGGUGCAGCCGAUGCCGAGUAUCCCCGAGAAGUCGUGCGAGAAGCUGGCGGCGGCCGAGGGCGAAGGUCUGACGAUGAAGAUCGACAAGCAGAUUCACUACGAGGACGAGACGAUCACGAUCAGCAGUAUUCCGCACCAUCACCAUCAUCACCAUAGGGACUCGUGUCUGAAGCCGCUGCUCCAGCCAACUCCUGGAACUACGCCAACGCACAAGCCGUCGCACGCACACCACGAACCGGACCGACCCGAUCGGGCGCAGGUCGUACAGAUUGCCACCCCGAGCAGCACGGUUCCACCCCCGCUGCCUCCAAGCGUGCUCAAGUCCCCGCUCAAGCACGAUCGUAACCACAACAGUAUUUUGAUGGCACUGCCACCAGAGGGCACUGUCAGUGGACCCAUCCCGACGGUAGGUCCAGCGGAGGGCACGGUCAGUCUGCAGGGUACUCCCUCCAGGCAGGGUUCCGGAUUGGGCCGCGUACGGCGGAACCAUAGCGCCGGCCGGCUCGUCAGCUUCCACGAGCAACAGCCGGAAGUGCCGGCGGUCGGCCUACGGCAAGUGCACUCGACGCCGAACUUCCAGAAGUACAGCGCGGGUGAGUUCGAGAGCCUCGGGAACCAUCACAUUCUAUCGCUGCCGGCCGUCCACGUGCCACCGAAGGCACUCAGCUACAUGACGUCGAUCCGGCACCGGCUGUCGAACGCGUCGUCGCUGUUCAAGUACCGGGAGGAGUCGCGUGCCGCGCGCAUCAGCAUCCUGGUGAUCAUCAUGUUCCUGGUGUCGUACCUACCGUACGGCAUUCUGGUGCUGAUGCAGGGCCACGUCGACCUGAUCAUCGUGUCCGACCAGGCGCUGCUGGCGAUCUUCACCGUGGUGAUCGCCAACCUCAGCUCGCCGUUCAUCUUCGCCUACCGCAACAAGCGCGUCCGGCGGGGCGUCAAGCGGCUGCUCGGCAUCGACAAGAAGACGAACGAGCGGCUGCAGAAGCUGACCAGCAGCAACACGCACUUCAACAACCAUCCCAACCAGGGACAGGGCGCGGGGCAGGGGCAGCAGCAGCAGCAGGGCAACUACGAGGCAAACAUCACCCUGGCCGGGGCCGCCGGCAGCGAAGGACUCGCCGCCGCCGUCGACAGCGGGCUCGACGAGGUGGUCUCCGAGGUCGCACACAAAUCGCACAAGGUGCGCAUCGCCGGCCCCGCCGGUCUGGCGCGCAGCAAUAGUUCGUGCAAGUACCUAACGCCAAAUCACGCGGCGGCCGUGGCCGUUGCGAACGGGUACAUAGUCGAGUUCGAGCGCUAUCCUUCCGAUGAGCUCAAUAGUCUCUGCCUACAGAAGAAAUCGAUACUGAAACGGGUCUGUGAUAGUUCGCGUAAGUGGGGCUGCAACUUUGCCUCCAACUCCUGCACCAGCAACGACGAGCAGACGGAGGUAUAG
This is a messenger RNA of Anopheles coustani, 2707 nucleotides long. RefSeq lists its product as uncharacterized. The transcript has a single exon. Gene Ontology annotation, cellular component: membrane. The record is from RefSeq and is a predicted model, not a curated record. NCBI's taxonomy places the organism in Eukaryota, Metazoa, Arthropoda, Insecta, Diptera, Culicidae. Gene Ontology annotation, biological process: adenylate cyclase-activating adrenergic receptor signaling pathway. Gene Ontology annotation, molecular function: dopamine neurotransmitter receptor activity, coupled via Gi/Go; G protein-coupled receptor activity. Bases 134 to 2707 code for a protein of 857 amino acids.